AUGUCAAGGCUGACGAAAGACGCUUAUUGGACAAGCGAUUUGGGCGGCGCAGUGAUGCUAUUGCGUCCAUACCAAGACCUGUUCUACUACGAUGCACCACUGAGGCAGUGGCUAGCUCGCCUGGAGAAAGACUUUGAAGGAUAUGAUGGGUCAAUAGACCCCCCGGGGGUCUCUGCGGACAGUGGCGAGAACGAUCACAAUGACGAUGACACAGGAUCUCCUACACGCGAAAGUUCAGUAUCGAUUUCUGCCGUACAGCAUGUGGUAGCGGAAAUGGGAAUUCCCGGGCAGAGCAACAUCGACCAUGAAAGUUUUCCCCAUCGAAAUCAAGAUAAGACUUCCGACAGAGCAGACGACGACCCCGAGAGCAUUGAUGAGGACUCGGAUAGCGACGAAGAUGGCUUUAGUGCUCGCGAGAAAACGUUGGCUAAUUCUAUAACGGCUUUGAUCCAUCUCCGAAGUCUUUUGGAGUUCGUUGACAAUGAGAUCAAGCCCAGGCGAGAGUAUGUGGAGAGUACCAUGUGCAGUCAUGUGAGCUUUCAAGACUUAUGGCACCUCUUCAAUCCCGGUACAGAAGUCAUUGAUCAGGGGGGGAGACAAGCCUUCGUCGUACUGAGGGUCGAGGUUCCAGCUCACAAGAUCGAGGAGCCUUGGGGACGAUGGAGCAAGCGGUUGAAUGAGGAUUCCGAAGAACAGGCCACCAAAGAUCGAUCUAAUUUUACUCUCCAUUGCGCAUCUAUAGACUUUGACGGGAAGAACUUUGGCCCUGUCUCGAAGGCUUUCAUCAUCUCUCCAUUCGGCGAUCUCAAGCCCGUCGUGUCCCUCCCAAUCUACCCUGUCCGGUUCAAAGGACAAGAGACACGACAAAACCUCAUUCGAAGAGGCCGACUUCUAUUAGAGGUUGCGGACUUUAAAGCCAUGUACUAUACCGGGGCUACUCUCGACAAGGGGGAUGAUAGUCAAGUGAUGACCACGGACUACAUCGAAUCACUGGUACCAGAUCCUGGAGGUCGAUCCCUCAUCUUAUCGCCGAGGUCUCUAGAGGAAACAAUUGGUUCUACUGAUGAGCUUACAGAAACAGAGCUUCUCAUCAUGACUUACAGAGUCUUCGGCUUCGUCCUCCGAAGUCGCAAAUGGGCCCAGCUUGACCUGAAUCUAGUACGAUAUGAAAAUUCUAGUGAAAGGGACCUUACUAUAGAUGCCUUCGAGCGACUCGAGUUACCGGAAGGCCAUCGAGAGCUGGUCCAAUCUCUUGUCACACAGCACUUCCGCAACAGACAGUCCUCAUUCACAAGGGACGAGCAGACAGACCUAAUUAAAGGCAAGGGCAAAGGAUUGAUCAUGUUGUUGCACGGUGCUCCUGGCGUCGGCAAAACAACUACUGCAGUCAACAAGAGGGCAUUGCAGAACUAUUUCGAAAGCCAUUAUUCCAGAUUACUCGUGGUCAGGGACUUGGGUACUACCGCCAAAGAAGUAGAGGAAGACCUCGAGAGAAGCUUUGCACUGGCAAGUAGAUGGGGCUGCAUUCUACUCCUCGACGAAGCAGACGUAUUCCUCGCUGCGCGUUCUAAAAAUGACUUCGCACGCAACGGCUUAGUGGCCGUUUUUCUUCGCGUUCUUGAGUACUAUACCGGCAUCCUGUUUCUCACCACUAAUCGUAUAGGGGAUCUCGACGAAGCUUUCGCCUCUAGAAUACAGAUGAGUCUUCACUACCCAGAGCUUGAUGAGCUCAAGACUCUGAAGGUGUUCAGACUUCAUCUUGAUCUCAUCGAACAGAGAUUCAAGAAGCAAGGUCGAACGAUUACAUUCGACAUAUCAUCAGUCGAGGACUUCGCCAGCCAGCAUUACGCUGAUCAACCAUACAACCGAUGGAAUGGACGGCAAAUCCGCAAUGCUUGUCAUACUGCUUUAGCGCUCGCAGAAUUUGAUGCGCAGAAGAAUGGAUCAGAAAUCAAUUUGGAGAUUGACAAAUCCGCACCCGUGUCACUCCAGCUCAAAUACUUCAAGAUCGUCCAGAAAGCCUAUCUCGACUUUGGCGAGUACUUGGCUGAUAUUUAG
Colletotrichum siamense is the source of this 2058-nucleotide messenger RNA. RefSeq lists its product as uncharacterized. Gene Ontology annotation, molecular function: ATP hydrolysis activity; ATP binding. Bases 1 to 2058 code for a protein of 685 amino acids. The record is from RefSeq and is a predicted model, not a curated record. The transcript has 8 exons. Lineage: Eukaryota; Fungi; Ascomycota; Sordariomycetes; Glomerellales; Glomerellaceae.